AUGAAGGAAGAUGGCAAUUGGCAUCCAGAAGAGGGUCAGAGUGGAAACAAUUCAAAUGACGAUGAAUCUCCAGAUAUUUCUAAAUGGGAAUCAAUAAUAUGGCUUUCCGUUAUGACUGCUUGGAUAUCAAUCCUGUCAGAAUAUUUGGUUGGCGCUAUAGAGGGAGCAUCUACUGCAUGGGAAAUUCCAGUAGCAUUUAUUAGUGUUAUAUUGCUUCCACUAGUGGGUAAUGCAGCUGAGCAUGCCAGUGCUAUAAUGUUUGCCAUGAAAGAUAAACUUGACAUUUCCUUAGGGGUUGCAAUAGGGUCAUCCACGCAGAUAUCUAUGUUUGUGAUACCAUUUUGUGUUGUUAUUGGCUGGAUAACCGGGCACCCUAUGGACUUAAACUUUCAACUUUUUGAAACGGCAGCACUAUUUCUUACUGUUGUAGUGGUAGCCUUCAUGUUACAGGAAGGAACUGCAAAUUACUUCAAAGGACUAAUGCUUAUUCUUUGCUAUCUGAUUGUGGCAGCCAGUUUUUAUGUACAUAUAGAUUCCUCUGAAUAG
Messenger RNA from Sphenostylis stenocarpa, 546 nucleotides. The record is from the annotation of a GenBank genome assembly. Lineage: Eukaryota; Viridiplantae; Streptophyta; Magnoliopsida; Fabales; Fabaceae.